Molecule: messenger RNA, 2874 nt
Organism: Penicillium brevicompactum
Lineage: Eukaryota; Fungi; Ascomycota; Eurotiomycetes; Eurotiales; Aspergillaceae
Exons: 7
Coding region: 1-2874 (957 amino acids)
Molecular function (GO): hydrolase activity, acting on carbon-nitrogen (but not peptide) bonds
Source: RefSeq, a predicted model, not a curated record
AUGACGACCAAGAACGGGCUCCUGCCGCUAGAGGCGCACCGUGGGCUUGCCCAAUCAUCGAAUUCUCGUUAUCUUCGCCAUGGAAGACUCGUGCUGGGAACACUUCUGCUCGCAGCAGGUCUGGUGAUGUUAAUCCAAACCAAAUAUCUUGACAACAUCAGUACACUCAAUGUGGCUGAUGGUGAGGUCUUUUUCGAGGGUCUCGACAAAUGUCGUGAGAGUCGAUCUGGAGAUCAGGGACAACAAUGGACAAAAGAUCGGAAAAAUCCACGAUGGAACCCAAUCUCUGGUCAACAGAGACCGGUUUUGAUUCAAAACGCAACGCUUUUUGAUGGCCAAUCUGUUCUGGCGGAAGCAGUCGAUAUCUUAUUCGAGGCAGGUGUCGUCAGUUCCGUGUCACCCACAGCCUUGAACCGCCAAGCUCCCAAUGAUAUCCAAAGUAUUGAUGCUCAUGGGAGAUUCGUCACCCCUGGGCUGGUGGAUAUGCAUUCUCACCACUUGUUAUCCCCAUUCCCCCGCCUUCUUUCUACCAGUGAUGUAAACGAGCGCCCCGUCCUAGGGCCAAUCACUCCAUUUUUGCGCUCCAUAGAUGGCUUCAAGCCGUAUGACCCAUUGAUUCGGAUCAUCGCAUCGGGCGGUGUCACUUCAUCCCUGAUUCUACCGGGCUCAGCCAACAUUAUCGGCGGCGAGGCUUAUCUAGUCAAGAACUUGCCAACACCGGGCCCAAAUGCCGAGCCGGUAGUCGAGGAGCUACUGCUUGACGACGGAGUUCCAGAAAAAAGCCGCAAGAGAUACCUCAAGGUGGCUUGUGGAGAGAAUCCCAAGGGCAUCUAUAAGAAUACUCGACUUGGGUUGGCGUGGCUUUUACGCAAGCAUCUCAAGGAAGGACAAGAUUUGCAGGAGCGUCAGUCUUCGUGGUGCCGGAAAGCUGCCGGUAUUGAGAAGACUGGGUUUUCCCAAUCUCGACAGAUUUCACAAUUCCUCAAAGACGAAGGAAAAAGACCAGAGUCCUUCGAACUUGAAACAUCUCUUGCACUUCUCAGAGGAGAGCUAAAUGUCAAUGUCCACUGCUACGAGCCUGAAGAUUUUGAUCGUAUGCUGAGUGUGCUUCAUGAAUUCGACAUCCAUCCCAGGGCCUUCCACCAUGCGCUGGAGGCGUGGCAACUCCCCGAAUGGUUGAAAACACAGGAGGAAAACAUAACCAUUGCCACUUUCGCAGAACAUGGGCUUUACAAGGCUGAGGCUUAUGGGGCUAAUCUGAGGGGACCCAAAAUUCUGGAUGAUCAUGGGGUACGAGUUGCAUUGAAGUCGGAUCACAACAGUGAGGAAUUCUACGCCAAGUAUCUUGCAUACCAGGCGGCAAUUUCUCACUCAUUUGGCUUGUCUGAAGAAAAGUCCCUUCAGGCCAUAACUUCUGUCCCUGCUAGAUCUAUCCAACAGGAUCAUAGGAUCGGUUAUGUUCGCCCGGGUUAUGACGCAGACCUCGUUAUCUGGGAUGAUCAUCCGCUCCAGGUCGGUGCUACGCCAGUCCAGGUAUUUAUCGAUGGUCGACCUCUGUUGGAAAAUGCGACCUUGUCCAACCAUGAAGACCUUGAGGCCAGCAAUCCACAGGCUCCAAACAUUCGUCCAUCACUUGCGGCAGGCCAGAAAAAAGAUACCUGUGCCAAGGUCCAGCCCGCCGACUCACGCAUUGUUUUUACUGGAAUCCAGAAGGCUCUCAUUGAUACAAACAGCACAUCUUUCAGUGCCAAGAAAGACCUCGUGAUGCUGGUUGAGAACGGUCAGAUCAAGUGUCUGGAUGAGAAGUCCUCAUGUUUCCAGGACAGAACCCAGGAAGAUUUUACUCACAUCGCUUUGGAAAACGGCCAUGUCCUCCCGGGUCUUGUAGCUUUCGGUACUACACUCGGGAUUCAAUCCCUUUCUUCCGAAAGUUCAACUGGAGAUGGCUCAGGAUCAAAAAGUGAAGACGCACUCAACGAAAAUCGUCUUCGCUUCGCCAAGUAUGGCAUACAUCUCCAGGACAGGGCACUUGCACGAGCAAGGAUUGGAGGUGUCACACGAGCUGUUACUGCGCCACUUCAGGGUAGUGGCAUCAAUCAGGGCGUCAGUGUUGGAUUGCGCACAGGUGCCAGCGCCACAAUCCUUGAAAAUGGGAUUUGGAAGGAUGAUGUGGCACUCCAUCUGGUGAUAGGUCAAUUUGCUAGAGAUGAUGAGACGCCAUCGGUAUCUUCCGGGAUUGAGAGACUGCGUCAGUUGCUUCAAACUGGCCAAGAUGCUACGUCCGGAACCUUGGGAAUAUAUGCUCAGGCUGCGAAUGGCUCGAUACCAGUGGUCGUGCAGGUAUUCAAUGAAGACGAUAUUGCGCAACUAGUCCUGGUCAAGCGUCAGUUCCAAUCAGUCAACUUGAUCAUACACGGCGGCCACGGUGCUCCAUUGGUCGCCAACCCUCUCGCCGAGGCAGGCAUUCCUGUCAUCCUCACUGGCAACCGUGGUGCUCCUGACAAUUGGGAGAAGAAGAACGCCCUUGUGGGCCCUCCCUUAACAGAAAGCGCAGCUAAAAUCUUACUGGAUGCUGGUGUCCUACUUGGUUUGGGUUUGAGCAUGGAUUCAAAGAUUCAUGGUCUGGCACAGGAAGCUUGGUGGGCCGGGAAGUAUGCCGGUCUCACUGAACAGCAAGCUAUCGCUCUUGUUUCGACGAAUAUCGAUCUUAUCCUGAACAGCCAAUCGGAGAAGACAGAUGCGGGUGCUCUUGUCGGGGACUUUGUCGUCUGGGAAGGUAACCCCCUGAGAGGAGAGGGCUCUGUGGUUGCUUCUUUCCAGGGCGAUGGAAAGGUCUCAGAUUGCUGGCCUGAUAUUAUUGAUAUUGCCGUAUGA